Penicillium crustosum is the source of this 885-nucleotide messenger RNA. RefSeq lists its product as uncharacterized. The record is from RefSeq and is a predicted model, not a curated record. Lineage: Eukaryota; Fungi; Ascomycota; Eurotiomycetes; Eurotiales; Aspergillaceae. Bases 1 to 885 code for a protein of 294 amino acids. The transcript has a single exon.
AUGCCUAUGCUCCGUAUAAGGCCAGGCCCAGAUCCAGAUCCCUGGAAUAGAGACGGCCCUCAAUGUGCCAAUUGCCAUAGCUACGUCUGGAAGCAGCCACAAGUCCCGAUAUUCCAGUCCCCAGCACGGAGCCAAUGGGCAAAACCCCAUAAAAACGCCUAUCUCUGUGAUAAUUGCUACUGGGACCUCGACGGAAACGUGGAGGGAAUCCCGUGCAUGAGGUUUCUACCAUGCCUAUGCGGAAGGCGUGAUAAUCUAGCCAUCCUGCUCGCCAGCAAGAGGUUCUGGAACGAUGCUGCACCGGUCUUCUGGUCGGAAAACUGGUUUGCAUUUGAGGACCCCUCUCUCCUAACGGGAUUCUUGACUGCUAUUCGUCCACAAGUGAGAUCGUGGCUAAGGCGGAUAUCGUUUAUGCCUAUUCAUGCUUACAACAACGAUGAAAGCCCUAGGACAUUUCCGCGGUAUCGAGAUCCAAUCUGGAAUGGGUGGGAUGAUAUGAAGAGCUGCUGGAAUUUACUGAGACUGUGCGAGGGGCUGACAGAGCUGGAGCUUGAUGUACUGUCUCUGACGCGCAAGGAAUGGGCUCAGGCCAUUCGGCUAAUCCAUGUCAAGAAACGAGUUGUCUUUUUCUGUCUUUUGGACCUAGAUGACAUUACGUCUGUGUCUGGAUAUUCAAGGAACUUAAUAUGGGAGUCGCAUGCUAUGAGGAAACGGUUCGAUUCGCCCACGACUGCUUUGCUUAUUUCUAGUAUGAUUGGUGAAAGGGCCAUCAGAAGGAAAGCCUUGAUAACUCAUUACUCCGAGAGUACGCUACAUGAAAGAUGUGGUGAUUAUGGGGUGGAGUUUACCGAGAAGAUGAUCGAGGGCCGAAUGUGGAAUUCAUGA